Messenger RNA from Haliotis rubra (blacklip abalone), 2808 nucleotides. RefSeq names its product beta-1,3-galactosyltransferase 5-like. The coding region runs from base 1499 to 2731 and encodes 410 amino acids. The transcript has a single exon. The record is from RefSeq and is a predicted model, not a curated record. Gene Ontology annotation, molecular function: hexosyltransferase activity. Gene Ontology annotation, cellular component: membrane. Lineage: Eukaryota; Metazoa; Mollusca; Gastropoda; Lepetellida; Haliotidae.
AUGCCGAGCAGACGACAAAGAUUCUUCCAACAGUUAUGACUGAUGGGGCAAGCUGAUGGAUCAAAGUUGGAAAAGUCCGAUUCUGAUGAAUGCCUGAGACCGCGUUUUGGCGCCGAGCGUUCACUGAGAAAAUCUAGCCUGUCCAUGCAAUCUUUGAUAUCUCGAGCAACACGCUCAGAUCGAUUAGUUAAAGAGCGGCCACUAGGGGAACUGUUGCAUCAACUGCAGGGGAAGCAAUUAGGCUAACUUGGUUUGACAUCCAGUUAUUAUACCGAGUCUUCUCAUUGAUCGAAGCAAAGUCAUGGAUCACUGGGUUGUUGCUAAUUACUAUUGUUUGGAUGAAGACGGAGGACUGAGUGAUUCAUAUGUAAGCCGGAGGCGGAGGGGCAGGACAAGCGGCAGUUGUCCCGGGGUGCUGGAAAAGUAAGGAAUACUUUUGAGUCUGAUUUACUGGCCUGCUUGGAGGAUUAGCUGCAAGUCCAUCUGCUACGUUAGAAGACAAAUGUAUCGGAUAUGAAAUAAGAUAGACAAUGGAGGCAGGGCCGAACAUAUCGGUCACAGAAUUACUUUGGAAGAGCUGGAUCGAUUGAUGUGUCCAUUUAAACCCGAGAACAUGGGCUGAAGCACAUUUCUAGGAUUUGCAGUCGGACAAGAAGCUUUAUCCAAGUACACUCGAAUAAAAAGGGCAGUAUUGGAAAAGACAAGUCCCAUUUUUAUGACUUGUCAUAGGACCAUUAAACAACAGCUAAAUGUGCUUUGGAGAUGUUUGCGUGUAAGAAAAAGCAAAUACAGCCUUUAAAUCGACCGUGGUGUGAAAAAACCCUCAAGGACUCCUUAGAACUCAGUCAUAUUUAAUGCACAGUCUGCAAAGAAAAGAGAAGUAUUCAUCUACCACGACCAGCUGUUGUUUGACGGAUCGGUGGGCGCUAAUACAAGGAUGAACUGCUUCACCGGCAAAACGUUUGGCCGAUCACAGGUGAACAAAGGCAGUUAAUAGCAGGUGCCCUUUGCCUGGUGCUUUGUUCGAGUUGUGACGGAGUAGGACAACUGCACAUGCGGCGGCUGCAGUUACAUCACUGACGGGGCGGCAACAACACUACACAGCGACUUUACUUCGGGAAUGACUGUGUCAGCUUCAAACGAUAUGGGAUUUGUAUGUGUUUGAUUAACCGACAUAAUUCAAAGUGAAUGUUCAAGAUCAGUGCAUUGCUUACAGGGAUGUCCUUUUGCCAUUUUCACGGAUUUUAAACUGGGAGAUAUUUAAUUCCCUGAACUGGACUGAAUUGGUGUACAAGGAUCAAAUAUUUAUAGCUUUUAAAAGAACUUGGAAUAUGUCAUCUGUGUAUUAGCAUGUGCCCCACUAUAUCCUGGAUGUGUUCUGAGUUCACAAGGCAUGAACUUAGGUUGUGGGGCUGAUCGAUUGGUUUAAUUGAUUGGAGAGAGUAAUCUUACUUUUUGUGUGUGAACUUUAGUGAAGUUAUCUCCUGCCUGACAAUGGAUGUUUAUCCGUGUGUUUUUCCCAAUGCUGUACAUGCUGAAGAGAGCCUGUCUGUGUCCAUUGAGAGGCGUUUUGGAUCUACUUAAUCGAUUGGUGCGAAGGUUAUUUACCAAGUUGGAAAUGAAAGUGUGCCUAUUUCUUAAGGGACGGAGGCCACAACUGUCGAUUCGGAAGACAAAAAAUAUCUGUGUAAUUGUUUUGUGCAUUUUGUGUUUUUUCCUAAUGGACAGCCAGCUGGGUUCGAUCCGGAGCGUUGUGGAGGAAACGGCGGUAGACGAAGGCAUAUCGGAACUCGAUGACAGACAUUUGUUAUUUCGCCAUUCUCUACAGGAUGGGGAUUUCCUUAAAAAACGGAAUUACCUCGGUUUCGAUGAUACCAAACACAAAAUCGAUAAAAAGAAAAAUCACUCCUUAUCUGACUCCCAUACUGAUCUUCGAUUUGCGUCUAGUUUGACUGUGGUAAUUGUCGUCUGCUCGCAUCCAGAGCACGUGCAGUUGAGGCAGACGAUAAGGGCAACAUGGGGCAACGAUGUCAAACAUUUGGGUGGUGCGGCAAUCGUGUUUCUAGUCGGGACGACGACUGAUGGUUCUUGGCAGGAAUUAAUAAGACGGGAAGUUGUAAUACACGGGGAUUUAGUCCAAGUUGAUGUUGUCGAAGACUACAGGAAUCUUUCACGGAAAGUAAUUAAAGGAAUGGAUUGGGUCGUGCAGAACGUGCCCAGGACUCGGUAUUACAUGAAGUGUGAUGAUGACAUUUAUUUAAAUGUGCCAUAUUUACUGAGUGAGCUGAGGAGGGGGGUCAUCGGAUCAAAACAAAUAUUGGGGGCUCUCAGUUCAAGUGCUCGGGUCAUAAGAGACCCUAGGGACGAGUGGUCAGUGCCUUAUACCGUCUUCCCGGCAGAUACCUUCCCCCCUUAUGUUGCCGGGGGUGGGUACGUCAUGUCCAAACUAGCGUUACAACUUUUACUGAAUGUCUUGCCGAAUCUAAGACUAAUCCAUCUUGAGGAUGUUUUUAUUACUGGAGUUCUGGCCCAGGAAGCGGGGUUAUCACACAUAGGCCACGAAGGGUUUUCUUUCUGGCUGAGUUCCAAAGCAAACCCGUGUGAUAUCAUCAGCUGUAGGCGGAUCGUCAGUGUCAAUAUGUCCGCCAAACGUAUUUCAAAACUAUACCGUGAAAUAAAUAAACUGUUAUCCACUUCAGUGGAUAGUUGCUCCAACGGGACCAGUAUUUAAGACCUAAUUUACUAACGAGGCCAGUUGGUUGAUAUAUUUUUGUUGCCACAUUGUUGUAAUAAAUCGAUUUACUGAUA